Molecule: messenger RNA, 396 nt
Organism: Brassicogethes aeneus
Lineage: Eukaryota; Metazoa; Arthropoda; Insecta; Coleoptera; Nitidulidae
Source: the annotation of a GenBank genome assembly
AUGCGGGAACGCGAAGAACACAGCAAAUGCUCGCGAACGGCACGAACCUUCACAAACAUGUUUGUGGCAUUCGGCGCAGCGCGCGCGGUGCGUUUGGUUCUUUCGGAGUGUUUUGUUGCAAAAUAUGUGAAUAUGAUGAUGAUACUUGGAUUCUGUGAAGAAAAUUGCAAUGAAGCAGCCCGGGUAUACGCAGCAAGAUUCGCUGACAUAACACACCCAUCGCCGGGAGUUCUUAGAAGGAUGAUGGUCAGAGCUAGAGAGACUGGAUCUCUAAUUUCCACGGCAGGUCCUGACCUUGGUCGGCCUCUAGAGAUUGUACCCGAAGCCGAUGAGUUAAUCAUUCAGCUGAUUCAAGAAGAUCCAACAAGAAGUACCAGAGGGAUUGCUCAGGACUGA